AUGAAAGAGGCUUCCACAGAGCUAGGCGAGCUCAAACACAGAAAAAGGGGCGAGGAGUCCUCGGAAUCUUCCACUACAAAAGACCAGAUUGGCGAAAAUGACGCUGGAAAUAAAUCCGCAGACCACUACAAGUCCAAGCUUUCAACCUUGAGAUACACCUUGAGACAAAUGUGUCUUCCGGUGGUCAGAAUGGAGACGGAGAUCUUGGCGGAUUUGCAGCUCCAGGUGAGACGCCCGUGGCUUGAUUUCUAUUUUGCCUGGACCGCCAAUUUGGCUUCCCAUACUUUCUAUGUACUCAUGCUCCCAGUUCCUAUCUGGUUUGGAAGCAGUGGGAUAGCCAGGGACCUUGUUGCCGUGCUUGGCUACGGAAUCUACAUUUCGGGCUUUUUCAAGGACUUCUUGUGCUUGCCCAGACCCAGGUCCCCUCCGCUUCAUAGAAUCACCAUGUCCUCAUAUACAACCCAGGAGUACGGAUGGCCUCUGUCCCACCUGGCCAACGCCACGGCGGUGACGUUGAUCUUGUUUGCCAAAUUGUGGGAUUUCCGUGACCUGUUCCUGGUGCUCCAGAUGGCGGCAUUAUCGCUUUUGCUCUUGUUAUACUACUUCUCGCUUAUCAUCGGUCGUCUAUACUGUGGUAUGCACGGAUUCUUCGACAUUUUGACGGGUGCCUUGAUUGGAAGCAGUUUGUUUGCCUUUAGGCGCUACUUGGGCCUGGCCUACGAUGCCUGGCUUAUGCUCUCGUCCAGAAACGACACUGUUUGGGGAAUAGCAGGUACGGUCAUCCUCAUAGUGCUUGGACACUUGUACCUCAUCCACAUUUACCCCGAGCCCGUCGACGACUGUCCAUGUUUUGACGAUUCGGUGGCCUUUGUCGGUGUGCUUAUCGGUCUCGACACCAGUCACUACUUUUUCAUCAUCACAGAAGCCAUUGCCCCAGGCAGAGACCUCAACAAAAUCCUUUCCAUUCCUUACUCGUUCGACAAACAUGGUGUUAUCUUUAGUGCUGUGCGUAUGGUGCUUGGAAUCGUUCUAGUGGUCAUCUGGAAAGCCAUCUCGAAGCCUGUGCUUUUCACCAUCUUACCUCCAAUCUACAAAUUCCUCGGUAUUUACCUCCCUCGCAGUCAGUUUAUGCCAACAGCACACUCCCACCUGACCUCUAGACAGAUCAGAUCGCAAUCGCUUUCAAACAUGGCCAACGAGCCCUUAUUGGAUGUCAACAAAGCCCUUAAAUCGGUAAGAGAAGGCGACCAAGACAAAGUCGGCCCAACCGACGACAUUGAUGCCUACGAGCUCCUUGCUUAUAGAAAAAGUCACCCUUCAGAGCCGCAGGUUGAGGUUAGCAUCAGUGGUGUUUUCAGAAAGCGCUACGAUGUGGAGAUCAUUGGUCGUACCAUCGUUUACGCAGGUAUCCCCUUUAUGGCGACGUGGGGUUUCAAGACAAUUACAGAGCUUUGCAAGGUUGCUUGA
Candidozyma duobushaemuli is the source of this 1467-nucleotide messenger RNA. Its product is annotated as sphinganine kinase. Bases 1 to 1467 code for a protein of 488 amino acids. Lineage: Eukaryota; Fungi; Ascomycota; Pichiomycetes; Serinales; Metschnikowiaceae. The record is from RefSeq and is a predicted model, not a curated record. Gene Ontology annotation, cellular component: endoplasmic reticulum membrane. Gene Ontology annotation, molecular function: sphingosine-1-phosphate phosphatase activity. The transcript has a single exon.